Molecule: messenger RNA, 1262 nt
Organism: Didymodactylos carnosus
Lineage: Eukaryota; Metazoa; Rotifera; Eurotatoria; Philodinida; Philodinidae
Source: the annotation of a GenBank genome assembly
AUGGGUAAAUAUCCAAGAGCCCAAGAUAAAUAUCAAUGGCGUUGUCGUUCGAAGGGUUGUAAAUUAACUCGAUCUAUUCGUGACGGCACGUUCUUUUCCAAUUCAAAGUUAACAAUACAGCAGAUACUGGAUUCAAUUUAUUAUUGUUCACAAGGUGAUGAUACCCAUGAACAUCUUCGUCGUCAUUGUAAUUUCUCGAGUGAGUACCCGGCCGAAAUUGGUGGUGUCGGACAUGUGGUGGAAAUCGAUGAAAGCGCGUGGACGAAACGGAAAUACAAUCUUGGGCGGGUGGUACAAAACCAGUGGAUAUUUGGUGGGAUUGAUAAAGACACCAGGGAAUGUUUUGCCGUCACUGUAGAUCGUCGUGAUGCUGAUGCUUGCUUUAAAAUAUCCGAUCGAUUAUGUGAAUACAUUGAUGACGGUGUUUAUAAACUGAUUUUACAUGAAUUUGGCAAACAUCAGUUUACGGGAUGUUUCCAUAUAUUCAAAAAAGCGGCUAUUCAAGCUUUACCAGAUGAAAAAUUACGUAAAUCAUUUCAACAACUAUUUGUACUCGGUUUAUUCGAUCUAUUUGUCAAUUAUCGUCAAGCAAAACAUUAUCUCGAAGUAAGAUUUCUGUUUAUUGCUAAAAAAUGUUAAAUUAAGUCGCUAUUCUUAUGUAGGAUCUUGUACAUGUGAUGUUGUAACAUCAAAAUGUGAAUUUUAAAAGCUGUUCUGAUACGUCAAGACUGUCUUAUUCUUGAGCCGUUCUUAUGAUAAUGAGAAAUGAAUCUGUGAGUACAAAGCUUUUCUUAAUGAGCCAUGCUUGUAGCCCACGCAUUUCUGAUUAAAAUGAGACCUCUCCAACUCUACAUGACCCUUCUUUGCAAAGUUAUAGAAUUUGCAAGAAAAGCCCUAAAUAUUUAUUGUCAAAGCUACAGAAAUAACAAGCAGUUAUUUUAGGGCUUUUCUUCCAAAUUCUAUAACUUUGCAAAGAAAGGUCAUGUAGCGUUGGGAGAGGCCUCAUUUUAAUCAGAAAUGCGUGGGCUACAAGCAUGGCUCAUUAAGGGCCCCCCUCAGAAAUGGUGAUUUUCGGUCAAAAAAUCGGUUUUGAGAUACGCACAUGAAAAGAUAGCCUGAAGUGUCUACUUCCAGAAUCUGUAUGGCUUUUGGUUACAAAAGUGUUUUUUCCGGGAUUUUGAGCAAGUUUUCUAAGAGCCUCGAAAAAAUGGGUCUUCAAAUAAUGGUUUUUUCCUGGAUACUUAUGCAAUUAAAAUUUUUCU